Anopheles arabiensis is the source of this 3459-nucleotide messenger RNA. RefSeq names its product acetyl-coenzyme A synthetase (gene AcCoAS). Gene Ontology annotation, molecular function: AMP binding; acetyl-CoA synthetase activity. The record is from RefSeq and is a predicted model, not a curated record. The coding region runs from base 1 to 2010 and encodes 669 amino acids. The transcript has 7 exons. NCBI's taxonomy places the organism in Eukaryota, Metazoa, Arthropoda, Insecta, Diptera, Culicidae.
AUGCCGUCGGAACCGGAGAAGAUUUUCAACCCCCAUCCGGAUGUCGCCAGCAAGGCGUACAUCAACAGUAUGCAGCAGUACCGCGAGUUUUACCAGCAGUCGCUGGAGAAUCCGGGCCAGUUCUGGGCCAAUGUGGCCAAGCAGUUCCACUGGGAGACGCCGUACGAUCCGAAGAACUUCUUCUCGUACAACUUCGACAUCUCGAAGGGCCCUAUCUACGUGAAGUGGAUGGAGGGUGCCUCGACCAACAUUUGCUACAACUUGCUGGAUCGCAACGUGAAGAACGGGCUGGGCGAUACCGUCGCUUACUACUGGGAAGGCAAUCAUCCCGAUGACUACAGCCGGCUGACGUACAGGAAGCUGCUCGAGGAGGUAUGCCGGUUCGCGAACGUGCUAAAGAGCCACGGCGUCCAGAAGGGUGACCGGGUGUCGAUCUACAUGCCCAUGACCAUGGAGCUGCCGGUUGCAAUGCUGGCCUGUGCACGCAUCGGUGCCGUUCACUCGAUUGUGUUUGCCGGUUUCUCGUCCGAUUCGCUCGCCGAGCGCAUGCACGACUGCCAGGCGAAGGUGCUGAUCACGGCCGACGGUGCCUGGCGGGGCGAGAAGAUCCUGCACCUGAAGGACAUCUGUGAUACCGCGAUGGACAAGGCGGAAGAGCUCGGCCACCACGUGCAGACGUGCAUUGUCGUGUCGCACAUUAACCGGGUCACGCCGGGCAAGGAGGACUGGGACGGUUCGUUCGAUACCCCAUGGAGAGAUGGACGCGACUUUUGGUGGCACCAGGAGAUGGAGGACGCCGAACCGGCCUGCUACCCGGAGUGGAUGUCGGCCGAGGACCCACUGUUUAUGCUGUACACCAGCGGCUCGACCGGCAAACCGAAGGGUGUGCUGCAUACGACCGCCGGCUACCUGCUGUACGCGGCCACGACCUUCAAGAUCGUGUUCGACUACAAGCCGAACGAUAUCUACUGGUGCACGGCCGACAUCGGUUGGAUUACGGGCCACACGUACGUGCUGUACGGUCCGCUCGCUAACGGUGCCACCUCGGUCAUGUUCGAGGGCACACCGUUCUUCCCGGACACGGACCGGUACUGGGAGAUCAUCGACAAGUACAAGGUGUCGCAGUUUUAUACCGCACCGACCGCGAUCCGGUCGCUGAUGAAGUUUGGCGACGAGCCGGUGCUGAAGCAUGAUCUAUCGAGUCUUAGAGUUCUCGGUAGUGUCGGUGAGCCGAUCAAUCCGGAAGCGUGGCUUUGGUACUAUCGCGUGAUCGGCAAGGAGCGCUGCUCGAUCGUGGACACCUUCUGGCAGACGGAGACGGGCGGACACGUGAUUACACCCCUGCCGGGCGCUACACCGAUGAAGCCUGGUUCUGCAUCAUUCCCGUUCUUUGGCGUGAAACCGACGCUGCUGGACGAAAGCGGUACGGAAAUUACGGGCGAAGGCGAAGGCUAUCUCGUCUUUUCCCAGCCCUGGCCGGGCAUGAUGCGCACGCUCUUCAACAACCAUCCGCGCUACGAAUCGACGUACUUUUCCAAGUUCAAUGGCUACUACUGUACGGGCGAUGGCGCACGUCGCGAUGCGGACGGCUACUUCUGGGUGACGGGGCGCGUCGACGACAUGCUGAACGUGUCCGGCCAUCUGAUGUCCACGUCGGAGGUCGAGUCGGUGCUGACCGAGCAUCCGCGCGUCUCGGAAGCGGCCGUCGUAUCCCGACCUCACCCGGUCAAGGGCGAAUGUUUGUACUGCUUCAUCACGCCGAACCAGAACGAAGCGUUCGACAAAACGCUCAUCAGCGAGCUGAAGGUGCUGGUGCGGGAGCGCAUCGGUCCGUUCGCGCAGCCGGACGUGAUCCAGCAUGCUCCCGGGCUGCCGAAAACGCGCUCCGGCAAGAUUAUGCGACGAGUGCUGCGCAAGGUGGCCGUCAACGAUCGGGAUGUGGGCGACACGUCCACGCUGGCGGACGAGGCCAUCAUCGAGCAGCUGUUUGCGAACCGGCCAGCCCACUAAAGCCCACAAAUCGCAGCCGUACCCCCAGUUUAGCCAGUUUAAGUUGUGCCGGGGUUGUCGUUCCGAUCACAAUCGCGACAGAGCUUAGCAAAGUGUGUGCGAGUGCGAUUAGGGAGGACGAAAAACGGUUUUCAAAACGGAGGUGUUGUGGGGGUAUAUCAUUGGGCGAAAAGGAUAGCUUUUUCUCGCUUUCGGGCCUUUGUCUCUUGUUUUGCCUGUUCGUCCCGCGCGCACAUACAUACAUCCACUAAUAGGCGCGUUAAAGAGAGGGGUGUACAACCCGGUUAAAUGCACCCGGUAUACAAUCGAAAAAAAAAACACACAAUCUAAUGCUGGACAUCGGGGAACAAAAUGUGAAUGGGCCGCAGGGGGUCAACAACAGGGCAUUAUAUGCUUAGCGAGUUGCAAGUGGACGCCCAGGACGGCCGCCAGUGAACCAGGACCUAAGGCGCGUCGUCACCGUUAUCAAUGUUGGCGCAUCAUCAGGCAGCUCGAAUUGGCAUAACACGCUGGAAGAAUCGCCUAGUUGUAUGGAUAGGUUGUUAAGCUGAUUUGGACGGUGAAAAACUCACACACCUACAGAUAAGAUUUAAGUAGCUGUUAUUGCCAUUCUUAACCCAGUUUAAGGCUUAAUUUGUUUAGUAUUAAAUGUUGCUACUAGGGACGGUGGUACGGAGCAGUGGGUUGUGAGCUCAUUUUGGCAAAAACUUGCCUUCCCCGCUUAUCGUUUGUUACGCAAUCUCAGAAAUCGCUUGAAAAAAAAAGAUGCAACGUAAACUAAGUUUGCUUCAAAUUUAAAGACAGGAAAAAAGGAAAGGCAAAAAACACUAAUGCAUUAAAAGCACUAUUUAACAAAUGAACGAGAAAAGAGAAUCUGAAAGAAAAAAAGAAAAAGUUGUUAUCAGAAGAUAAACACAUAAAGGUUAGGGAGUAAGGGUUGUUAGGGAUGUCGCUGAGCGAUGAGCACGUGUUGGUGGACGCAGCUAAAGAAAGGUGGACCUACCGUAAGUAGGUCAGCUAGUUGGGGGAUUAGAAUGCGAAGCAUUAAUCUGAUGUAGGCAAGAAGUCAACGAAAUUACACAUACACAUACCUAACAGAGUCACAAUCAUACACAUACAAAGGUAGACAAAUAGCUUCAAACCCUUUCCCUUCAAACUCACAGAGCGCACACAGCGUUAUCAUUAGAUGGUAUCAAUUUCUCUCUGUUUCACUUUCCCAGUUUCUCUGUGGAUGUGCGUGUGUGUGGGUCUGUGGUAAGCGAUUAGCGCAAACACGGCAAACCCCGCUUAGGAGAAGAAAAAACACCAUGGGGAUAUUGAGUUAAUCAUUUUUAUUUCCAUUUUACUGCUGCUAGUUUGCGUUUAUUUCCCCCGUUUUUAUUUAUAAGUUUUAUCACAAAUAAACACUCACAACGCUUGUCUACUAGAAGGCACGCUAUUAUCCGCUAA